AAAAUACGAUCCCUUUUUGAGAUCUAUAAAUAGUUAAAUUGCUCGGAGCUUUAACUCCGUGUAAAAUUACACUGAAGGACGGUUCCUUUGAUUUCGAGAGUAGAUCUUCGCUCGCUUCUCUCUUUCGUCGAACUCCGCGUAAUAAUCGCUCAUAUUUCUCGCAGACGUGAAGAAUGGGGCUGUCUUUCACAAAGCUGUUCAGCCGGCUUUUUGCCAAGAAGGAGAUGCGUAUAUUGAUGGUUGGACUUGAUGCUGCUGGUAAAACCACCAUUCUUUACAAGCUCAAGUUGGGAGAGAUUGUCACCACAAUUCCAACCAUUGGUUUCAAUGUGGAAACUGUGGAAUACAAGAACAUCAGCUUUACUGUCUGGGAUGUUGGUGGCCAGGACAAGAUUCGUCCAUUGUGGAGGCAUUACUUCCAAAACACACAAGGACUCAUUUUUGUGGUUGAUAGCAAUGAUCGUGAUCGUGUGGUCGAAGCCAGGGAUGAGUUGCACAGGAUGUUGAACGAGGAUGAGUUGAGGGAUGCUGUGCUGCUGGUAUUUGCAAACAAGCAAGAUCUUCCAAAUGCUAUGAAUGCUGCCGAGAUCACUGACAAGCUUGGCCUUCAUUCUCUCCGUCAGCGCCACUGGUACAUACAGAGCACAUGUGCCACUUCCGGUGAAGGACUGUAUGAGGGACUGGAUUGGCUCUCAAACAACAUUGCGAACAAGGCUUAAAUGAAACGAUUGAACCGACGGUCACACUAAAAAUGGCCCCAUUUUGAUGUUCUGGAUGUCCAUCUCGUUCAAGUGUUCUAGCUUUCUUUUUUUAUAUUUCUUAUUCCCUGCAAACAUUACCCAUUUGUCACUUGUAGUUUAAAGAAUAAUUUGAGUAAAUUUCGAUUUCCUUUGUUGUAUUACCUCCAUAGCUGCAAAAGGAAAGAAAAAGGUUUUCUCCUA
Molecule: messenger RNA, 941 nt
Organism: Gossypium raimondii (Peruvian cotton)
Lineage: Eukaryota; Viridiplantae; Streptophyta; Magnoliopsida; Malvales; Malvaceae
Product: ADP-ribosylation factor
Exons: 7
Coding region: 174-719 (181 amino acids)
Biological process (GO): vesicle-mediated transport; intracellular protein transport
Cellular component (GO): cytoplasm
Molecular function (GO): GTP binding; GTPase activity
Source: RefSeq, a predicted model, not a curated record